AUGGUUACAGUUAGAUGCAUGUUAACUAUUGUUGUUAAUAAUAAUUGGCCUUUGUUUCAAUUAGAUGUUAAUAAUGCUUUUUUGUAUGGUGAUCUAUGUGAAGAUGUGUAUAUGGAUAUUCCACAAGGAUAUUCAAGUGAAAACAAUUUUUUGGUUUGUAAACUUAACAAGUCUUUAUAUGGACUUAAGCAAGCUCCUAGACAGUGGAAUUCAAAAUUGUCUAGUGCUUUACUUGAAUGUGGUUUUAGUCAAAGUAAAUCUGAUUACUCCUUGUUUACUAGGAAUAUUAAUGGUAAUUUUGUUGCACUUUUGGUUUAUGUAGAUGAUAUAGUUAUUACUGGAAAUUGUGUUAAAGAAAUUGAGCAAGUAAAAUCUUUUCUAAGUACCAAGUUUAAGAUUAAAGAUCUUGGCAAAUUAAAAUUUUUCUUGGGAAUUGAAGUCUUAGAGAAUGAUAAUGGUUUAUGUUUUUCUCAAAGAAAGUAUUGCUUGGAAUUGUUAAAUGAUUUUGGAAUGCUUGGAUGUAAACCAAUGCAUACUCCUCUUGAGAUGAACAUAACAGUAAAACCUUUUACUAAAAAUGGUAAAAUGCUUGAUAAUAUUACUGUUUAUCAAAAGUUAAUUGGAAAAUUGAUUUAUUUGACUUUAACUAGACCAGACAUUAGCUAUUCUGUUCAGUGUCUUUCACAGUUUAUGCAUGCACCUUCUCAAGAACAUUUUGAUCUUGGAUUAAGAAUUCUUAGAUAUGUAAAGAAGGCUCCAGGUAAAGGUUUGUUUGUGCAAAAAGGUAAUAAUAGUCUUCUUACUGGUUAUGUUGAUUAUGACUGGGCAAGAUGUGUUACUACAAGAAAAUCUGUUACAAGUUUUACUGUGUAUCUUGGAAAUACUUUAGUUUCAUGGAAAAGCAAAAAACAACCCACUGUUGCCAAGUCCUCAGCAGAAGCUGAAUAUAGGGCAUUGGCAGCAGUGACUUGUGAAAUAAUAUGGCUCAAAAAUUUACUUCUUGACUUUGGUAUUACAUGUUCAAUUCCUGUAAAUGUACACUGUGAUAGUAAGGCAGCUAUUCAAAUAGCAGCAAACCCAGUCUUCCAUGAAAAAACCAAGCAUUUAGAAAUUGACUUGUAUUUUGUAAGAGAAAAAAUUUCUGCAGGAUUAUUGAACACUGUAAAAAUACAGUCUGAGUUAAAUGCGGCUGAUGUCUUUACCAAAAGAAGAGACAAGUUGACAAAGUUGGAGGUUCAAUUCUGGAUAGCAAGUAAUAUAAAGCUCAGGGUAGAUUCUGUCAUAAGUAUAAAGUCAAGGGUCUUAUCUGUAUAUUGUUGA
Erigeron canadensis is the source of this 1320-nucleotide messenger RNA. RefSeq lists its product as uncharacterized. The record is from RefSeq and is a predicted model, not a curated record. The transcript is spliced from 2 exons. Bases 1 to 1320 code for a protein of 439 amino acids. Lineage: Eukaryota; Viridiplantae; Streptophyta; Magnoliopsida; Asterales; Asteraceae.